AUGGAAAAAGUGGAUAUUAUUGUUAUUGGAGCUACGGGUUUUACGGGAAAACAUGUUGUGAAACAAUUGACAGCCUUUAGUAAACACUCAACAUACAAAACUAUUACUUGGGGUGUCUCAGGAAGAUCAACAGAAAAAGUGAAACUCUUACUAAAAGAAAUUGCAGAAAGCGAUGUAGACACAUCGAAAAUUCUUACAGUAAUAAGCGAUGUUAAAGACGAAAACGCUCUGUCUAAUGUUACAAGAAGAGCUAAAAUUAUUAUAAAUUGCACAGGCCCAAAUACUCUUCUAAGCGAGUUUAUUGUGAAGGCUUGUGUACAAACUGGCACUCAUUAUGUUGAUAUUUCGGCAGAACUUUAUCAUAUUUUAAACGUGUAUAGAGCAUACCACAAAUUAGCUGAAGAAGCGAACGUGCUAAUAGUUCCAAGUUGCGGAUUUGCAUCGAUACCAACAUCAACUGGUCUUACCUUAUUGGAUAAACAUUUUAAAGGUUCACUGCACACUGUCGAAUGCUAUAUAGAGUUACAUAUACCAAGAGAAUGUUACUUCGGGGGACGAAAUAAAGCUCUAGUACAUUAUGGGACAUGGGAGUCUUUUGUUCAUGAAUUGUCUAAUAUGGAAAAAUAUAAGAAUUUGAAGAAAUUAACGUUUCCAGAAACACACAAUGAGCCAGUACCGAGAGAAUUAAAAAAGUCAUUUUUCCAUAAACACGAGGGCAAAUGGUGGUUUUCCUACCCAGGACCUGACACCGAAGUGGAUUUUAUGGCACAGAUGUAUUUUAAAGAUAACAUGGGAAAGAAGCCCAUACAUUUCAAGGCCUAUACUACAAUGCCUCUGAUAAUCCACUUUUUCUUUAUUAUUCCUCUAGUAUUUAUUGCUUAUUACGCUUGUCGAUUGAAGUGUUUUAGACACUUGAUGUGGAAAUAUCCUGGUUUCUUUUCCUUCGGCUUAAUGUCACAUAAGGGUCCAACAGAGAAAUUAAGAAACGAUCUGAAGUAUACAUUUACACUGACAGGAAAAGGAAAAGACUCAACUGCCAAACCUUAUACAGUAAAGAUAACAGGAUCAGAUCCUGCAUACCAUAGCACCGCUGCAACUGUUUUAUUUUCUGCCGUGACUAUUUUAUUGGAGAGAGAGAAAAUGCCAAAAGGAGGUGUUCUGAUGCCAGAAAAUGUUUUUUAUAACACUAAUAUCGUAGAAAGAUUAAAAUGUAAUGGAAUAAAUUACGAAAUUGUAGAUAAUGUACCUGAUAAUAUAAAUAUAAUUGGGUGA
Molecule: messenger RNA, 1272 nt
Organism: Parnassius apollo (apollo)
Lineage: Eukaryota; Metazoa; Arthropoda; Insecta; Lepidoptera; Papilionidae
Source: the annotation of a GenBank genome assembly